Messenger RNA from Psammomys obesus (fat sand rat), 1651 nucleotides. RefSeq names its product thyrotropin releasing hormone (gene Trh). Gene Ontology annotation, cellular component: extracellular region. The transcript has 3 exons. NCBI's taxonomy places the organism in Eukaryota, Metazoa, Chordata, Mammalia, Rodentia, Muridae. The coding region runs from base 365 to 1138 and encodes 257 amino acids. The record is from RefSeq and is a predicted model, not a curated record. Gene Ontology annotation, biological process: hormone-mediated signaling pathway. Gene Ontology annotation, molecular function: thyrotropin-releasing hormone activity.
UACUCCCGGGAUGUCUGUCCCUCCCUUUGUUCCCUGAUCAGAUGUUCUCUUAGUCAAUAGACCUCCGGAGCUGGGUGCAGCCGCCAACCUGCGUCUGCCGCGCCCCCUCGCUCGGCCCCCUCCGAGCUUCCGGAAAACGGGCGGGUCCCCGGCAAUGCUGUCAGCGCCCCUGCCCUCGGCCUGCGCCCCCUCCCCGCUGACCUCACGGGCGCCGCCGUCGGGAGCGCAUAUAAGCCGCGGCCCCUCGGAAGAGCGCGCAGUCCACGCGCGAUCCUGAGGGCUGCAGACUCUACUCCUCCAGUUCGCACUCUGCAGCUCAGUAGCUCGGACUGCCCGGCGGAGUCCCCACUUCGCAGACACCACCAUGCCGAGCCCUUGGCUGCUGCUGGCUCUGGCUCUGAUCUUCACCCUCACCGGUAUCCCUGAAUCCUGUGCCUUGCCAGAGGCAGCCCAGGAGGAAGGUGCGGCGACUCCAGACCUUCCUGGCCUGGGAAAUGUCCACAUCCGGCCAGAACGUCGAUUCUUGCCGAAAGACCUUCAGCGGGUACGAGGGGACCUGGGUGCAGCCUUAGACUCCUGGAUCACGAAGCGCCAGCACCCAGGCAAAAGGGAGGAGGAAGAGGAAGGACUUGAAGCUGAAGAGAGGGGGGACUUGAGAGAAGGGGGUGCCUGGAGGAUCCACAAACGACAGCACCCUGGCAGACGUGCCAACCAGGAUAAGUACUCACGGGUAGACGAGGAGGAUGGUGACUGGCUGCCACCAUCCUGGUUACCAGAUUUCUUUCUGGAUUCCUGGUUCUUAAAUGUCCCCCAAGUUAAGCGGCAGCACCCCGGCCGGCGAUCGCUUCCUUGGAUGGAGUCUGAUGUCACCAAGAGGCAGCAUCCAGGCCGAAGGUUCAUAGAUCCCAAGCCACAAAGAAGCUGGGAAGAACAAGAAGAGGGAGAGGGUGUUCCCGUGCCUGAGAAACGCCAGCACCCUGGCAAAAGGGCAUUGGGUCACCCUUGUGGGCCCCAGGGGACUUGUGGCCAAAUAGGCCUGCUCCAGCUCCUAGGUGACCUGAGCAGGGGCCAGGAGACCCUGGAGAAGCAAAGCCCACAGCUGGAAGCCUGGGACAGGGAACCUCUAUUGGAGGAGUAAGCCUAGCAGUGGGCUUCAAGUCUAGGAUGACAUAAGCCCUGUGUGCCCCAUCCCAUUCCCUUCAUCAUCUUUUCCAUCUUAGACGCUAAACCUGAGCCCUCUGUACAUAGUGUCCACCCAGUCCCUUCCUUGCCCACUUCAGGGACUCCAGGAAGCCAGUCAAGAAGUUAAAGACGCUGGGUUGGGGGUAUCUCAGAGCGCUUGUUCCCAAUUGUUCCCACAGUCCUGCACCCCGUCAGUGCUGGCCCAAGAUUGUUCUUCUACAUCUCCUAAAGAACUUCCUCGGAAAAGAGUGGGGUUGAAAAGUUUUGGUGUUAAAAUCUAACUUCUGUCCUCUGCCCCUUGUGGCAAGACCAACCUGGUAUAACUUGAGCACAUCCCCUAAGGCUGAGGGCCCUAAGCUUGGGAGAUAUUCAGAUAUGCCCUAGGGGAGGGGGGUCACAUCUUGUAUAUAACCCUGCUCUUGUUCAUCUCGAUGACAAUAAAAUAUAUCCAGGUCAUUUGUUCCUCUGC